GUGCAACCCUCUCACACUUCUUUCUUGAUUCAUUCAUUCAUUCACUCACUCACUCGAUCACUUACUCACACCUGACACUGUCCACUUUCAUCUUCUCCCAUUUUUCCCUCUUUCUCACCUUCAGACCACACCCCAUAUUUCCCUCGCUUUGUCCCCCCUUUGUCUUAUUACCAUCUCUUGUUUUAAACCGCCUUCACACCUUUCCUGUACCAAGCGUCAAACAGAGUCUCGCCUACCUUUUGACUCUUCGAGAACACAAACCUCAAACACUCACGCACACGUGCCUCUCGUUCCUCGAUCGUUACCGGAAUCGGGCCCUUCGAUCGCGACCUUGACUGGCCUUCGAGAGAAUACCCAACCAUCCUUGACCAUCCACACCCUCGCUUCGCGCCCUCGAGCCUUCGCAGGACGUGUCUCGAUUGUUUCAACAUCUUUGUCCCGUUGUCCACCUCGAAUCUGAACCUUCCCCUUCAUAUAUUACUGUCAAGAUGCGGUCUCUCACCGUAGUCUUUUUCAGCUUGCUCUGUGCAUCCGCCGUCUCGGCCGAUCCGCUAGACGAUGCUAUUGCCCUGUUCAAACGACAGAAUGUACCGUUGUCUACCGGCAGUUCCGACUCUAGCAGUUCCUCUGAUAGUACGUCUGCGUCUACCUCUCCAACCAGCAGCGAUGGCGGCGACUCGACUACUUCUGUUACCGUUACGAGCGAUACCACCUCUGCGAGCACCGAGACCACGUCUUCCACAAUCACUCUUCCCCCAUCCACAUCGUCUUCAGUAACUGUCGUGACGACUACAUCUACGCAUACCCCUUCCUCGACUUCCUCCUCUGAUAGUUCCUCGGACCUAUCCACCUCUACGGAAACCAGCACAUUUACUCCCUCAAGGACUCUGAUCACUACAAGUUCGCUCUCAGAGGUCGUUACUACAAUCACAAGUGUCAGUGCAGGAAGCACCGUGCAUCUUACUAGCACCGGCAGCAGCCUCGUCCCAGUCACAACCAGCGUUGAUCCUGCUUCUCUGACGGGUGGAGGUGGCAAAGGCGGCAGCUCUGGCCUCAGUGAUACAGCCAAGGCCACUAUUGGAGGUGUUGUGGGUGGCGUCGGCGGUGCUUUGUUGCUUGCUGGAUUGGCAUACACUGCCUGGAGGAUUUGGGGCAAGAAGAAGAACCUUCACGACGACGAUCUCUACGACCCCAACCUCAACCAAGACAAACUCAGCGCCACCACAGGAUCUGACUCUACGCCAUUCCGUUCCACGCUGGAUCAAUACCAUUCACCAGGGCCUGUCAACACCGCGUCAAACUUUUAAAACCCGCGGGUCACUGAAUCAACACAUUGACGAUCGUUAUGACAGUACUUGGUCUUCAACUUUUAGCGAAACAGAAACGCUACGCGUAGAUCGUUCUUCACCAAAACAUCAUCACAGCAAACCGCCCACCCGGAUCUAGCCGAGAGGGCAAUUUACAGUGAACACUGCUGCUUCCAAUGUAGUAAGGGGCUUUAAUUUGUGCUGGCUAGCACUUAUUUUCACCAUUGUCCUAUCUUGUCAGAAGGUGUACAUAGGAUAUGGGAAAUCGGGGCUAGGCGUGGUCGGAGGCAUUGGCUAGCUAGAGAUACAAAUUUCCCUUUUGUCAUGUACCAUUUCCCUUUCAAAACUUCACCUUUGAUGCGCGUCAAUUGAGAGUUCGCGGUAGUCUGAGCUCUGUUUUGGCUUAGGCAAAUCGAGAAUCCGACGUCUUCAUGAGGAGGAUUUAGCCGUACGUGACCCACAAUCCAGAGACUUACGUAUGUGCGAG
Messenger RNA from Cladophialophora immunda, 1794 nucleotides. RefSeq lists its product as uncharacterized. NCBI's taxonomy places the organism in Eukaryota, Fungi, Ascomycota, Eurotiomycetes, Chaetothyriales, Herpotrichiellaceae. The transcript has a single exon. The record is from RefSeq and is a predicted model, not a curated record. Bases 489 to 1307 code for a protein of 272 amino acids.